AUGGCGUUCCUCUCUGAGGCCAUAUCAACUCUAAGGAGCUUUCUAGCUACCGACGAAAUCAUUGAGCCUACCUCCGACCAGUAUGCCUCGGAGACGAAUUUCUGGUCCGUGUACAAUAACCCCAAACCACAACUGGUCCUACGACCAAAGUCGCUUCCCGCACUCCAGAGAACAGUCGAGUAUCUCUGUGCCUCAGACCUAGAUUUCGCAGUCCGGUCCGGUGGUAACAAUACAGCUGGCGCGAAGGAUGUUCAACUGAGUAUGAGUGCUUUUGAUGCUUUUGAAUUCGAUCGGGGCAGUGAGACGGUAACUAUUGGUGCUGGCCAGACGUGGGGAGAGGUCGAUAGGAAGAUGGAAGAGGAGGCCCCAGGAUACACAGUUUUGAGCACCAGGGUGCCUUUCGUUGGAGUUGCGGGCUCCCUUCUCGUCGGCGGGAUGUCAUGGUUUUCCGGGGAGUAUGGUCUUUGCUCAGAUCCGCAAAACCUUCUUGAUGCCCAUGUGGUGCUGCCGGAUGGUAGGAUGAUAUGGGCUUCAACGGAGCCAGAGCUCCUCUGGGCACUUCGCGGCGGAGGGGGGAACUUUGGAGUUGUUUCCGCCUUCAAAAUCAAGGUGUACCGCUGCCCACAGAAGAUCCUCGCGGGAACGAUUGCGUUUCCAAAAACUGCAAUAAAAGCUGUAUCUAAGGGGGCAUCCGAUUUUGUGAAAAGAUUGACCGAUCCAAAACUUGCGGCACACGUCGUGGUUAUGAACUUCGACCCCCCUACGGGCUCAGACGCCAUUCCGCAGCCUAGCAUAGCAAUCAAUAUAUUCGAUGCCCAUGGGGAAGAGCAUGGGAGGAGUGAAUUGGGUUUCAAAUGGGCCUUCGACAUUGAAGGUGCAGUAGACAUGACCAAGGAAAUGACUAUUCGUGAAGUAAAUGAUUCUACAGCCUCGCUUCGGAUGGCAGCGGGAAAUACCAUCAUGCUGUCUUCACCACUAGUCGGCUCUGAAUCUAUUGAUCCCGACUUCGUCGUCCGAAUGGCAGAAUUCUACAAGGAGGCAGUAGAAACGAACAGAACUUUGGGAUCUGGUAGUUUGAUCGUUCUGGAAAUCUUAGGCAAAGGUACUCUAACUUCUGCUGGAGGAGCCGCCAUGACAGCGUGGCCUCGUACGAAGCCACAGCAUGUUCUUCAGUUCGCUUUGAUGCAUCCUCCCGAAGCAGACUGUCCCGCUGAGGUGGUUUCGGGACUUUUAGAAAAGGCUCCCACGCAGAUAUGUCCUGCUCAUAAACCCAGCGAAUAUUGGCCCGCCUUUAUCCAGGAGUUCCAGGAUUUGAGCCAGAUCUUCGGGCCGAACUAUGACCGACUCCGUCAUGUUAAAACAACAUAUGACCCCAAAGGAUUUCCCAGCUUCAGCUUUCGCCCCAACUUAACCAUCCCACAACAAUCCCACACGCCUUUUCCUUCCAUCAUUAUGUCGAAUUUGGCACCCUCCGCAUUUCGACAGGCACUCCGUGCAUGUCCACGCCGACGUGCCUCUGUCCGGCCAGCUGUUCCCGGAAUAGCGGCAACGGCAGCCAGACGGUGCUAUGCGUCUGAAUCGAAGCCAGCCAGAGCUCAGGCCCAUGUGGACUUGGACGUGGAUGUCGCCAUGAAAACUGGCCAGAAGUCGUUCGUCGAACAAACUGGUGUCCGGCCACAGGGUACCACCGUGCUGGGCACGGCGGCGAGCGGCGAUGGCCUGACGGAUCCAUCGAGUGGUAUUUUGAAGCAAGCUACCGUCCUAGAGCAAGGCAAUCGGCCUAUAUACCUCGAUAUGCAAGCCACAACACCUACAGACCCACGUGUGCUUGACGCGAUGCUCCCUUUCCUCACGGGCUUUUACGGCAAUCCGCAUUCGAGGACACAUGCGUACGGAUGGGAGACCGAAAAGGCCACGGAACAGGCCAGAGAGCAUGUUGCUAGCCUGAUUGGUGCGGAUCCGAAGGAAAUCAUCUUCACCAGUGGCGCGACGGAAAGUAACAAUAUGAGCAUUAAGGGUGUUGCGAAGUUCUUCGGCCGGUCGGGAAAGAAGAAGCACCUCAUCACAUCACAGACAGAGCACAAAUGUGUUCUGGAUAGCUGUCGACACCUCCAAGAUGAAGGGUUCGAAGUGACAUACCUUCCUGUGCAGAGCAAUGGAUUAAUAAAUUUGAAAGAUCUUGAGGCUGCCAUCCGUCCCGAAACGGCGUUGGUGAGCAUCAUGACGGUGAACAAUGAGAUUGGCGUUAUACAGCCCGUGAAAGAAAUCGGAGCUCUUUGCCGGUCGAAAAAGGUGUUCUUCCACACCGACGCUGCGCAAGCCGUUGGCAAAAUCCCCAUCAAUGUUAAUGAAUGGAAUGUCGAUCUCCUUUCAAUUUCUGGCCACAAGAUCUAUGGGCCGAAAGGCAUUGGAGCUUGUUAUGUGAGGAGACGGCCGAGAGUUCGUCUCGACCCCAUCAUUACGGGUGGUGGCCAAGAGAGAGGACUCCGGAGCGGGACGUUGGCUCCCCAUCUUGCCGUUGGGAUUGGAGAGGCGUGCCGCAUUGCAAAGGAAGAAAUGGAGUAUGAUGCGAAACGCAUCAAAGCUCUGUCCAAACGGCUUUUGGACGGCCUCCUCGCAAUGGAGCAUACCACCUUAAACGGUGAUCCCGAAGAACACUAUCCCGGCUGUGUCAACGUAUCCUUCGCGUACGUCGAGGGUGAGUCCCUCCUGAUGGCUCUCAAGGAUAUCGCAUUGUCCUCUGGUAGUGCGUGCACCUCCGCCUCACUGGAGCCCAGCUAUGUUCUCCGGGCGCUUGGAAACAGCGACGAGAGCGCGCACAGCAGUAUCCGGUUCGGCAUCGGACGAUUCACGACAGAGCGCGAGAUCGACUAUGUACUGCAGGCUGUUAGAGAGCGCGUGUCGUUCCUACGGGAGCUUAGCCCCCUAUGGGAACUAGUGCAGGAGGGGGUGGACCUAAACACGAUCGAAUGGAGCCAGCAUUAAAAAAACACACGCUGGUAUUUUAACCGGCCCGGGUUUUAUUACCUGAUUUUGAUACCAGAAUAUCCUCCGCUCAAUCUCUGCGACGAAGAGUUUUUACUUUUUCAAUUUUCCCACCAUGACUGCCUUGUGUUUAUACCAGCCUAAUUUUACCUCUUAUGGCCGGGUAUUUUUCAUGAGAUAUCGAACCACUUAAACCACCUAACCAUUAACCACCUAGCAACCCUCAUACCCGUCCAACAUUCGCAAGCCAUUUGUUGACUGAUUUUCUUUCCUUCCCUCUUUGCUCAGCUACUUGUCCGAUUACCAUGUUAUCAUGUUCUUGUGGGGCGUUUUCCACGAAUCUGGGUUUCUUUUAAACAACCUGAUCAUUUUCUGUAUAUCCAUUUUUUCUUUUGUAUUAUUAUUAUUAUAUCAGGCAGUUCGCUUUACUCCUUUUUGUUGCUCAACAAAAAAAAAACGAAAUGGGUAGUAGGAUGGACAAAAUGCUAAGUUAUGAGAAAAAGAAAAAAGAAAAACAAAAAAUCAUUUAUGAUAUCAGUUCACGUAUUCUCUCUACUCAAAACCAGACAUUAUAUUAUUAUAUAUUUUAGUACAGUUGACCACGACCAUCCACCAUCUAUCCUCUCGCGCAUGAUCAGGCGGAUGAAGCCAUAAAACAAGUAGAAUUAAUGUCCUUGCAUAGUAUUCGGCAAAUGAUUGUCCCCCGCAUCUAGUAUAUUCGAGAAA
Blastomyces gilchristii SLH14081 is the source of this 3711-nucleotide messenger RNA. Its product is annotated as cysteine desulfurase. The coding region runs from base 1 to 2985 and encodes 994 amino acids. The transcript is spliced from 8 exons. Gene Ontology annotation, molecular function: pyridoxal phosphate binding; FAD binding; oxidoreductase activity. NCBI's taxonomy places the organism in Eukaryota, Fungi, Ascomycota, Eurotiomycetes, Onygenales, Ajellomycetaceae. The record is from RefSeq and is a predicted model, not a curated record. Gene Ontology annotation, cellular component: mitochondrion; cytosol; nucleus. Gene Ontology annotation, biological process: [2Fe-2S] cluster assembly.